Messenger RNA from Hypomesus transpacificus, 2007 nucleotides. RefSeq names its product forkhead box N1 (gene foxn1). Gene Ontology annotation, biological process: regulation of transcription by RNA polymerase II. The record is from RefSeq and is a predicted model, not a curated record. Bases 221 to 1987 code for a protein of 588 amino acids. NCBI's taxonomy places the organism in Eukaryota, Metazoa, Chordata, Actinopteri, Osmeriformes, Osmeridae. Gene Ontology annotation, molecular function: transcription cis-regulatory region binding; DNA-binding transcription factor activity, RNA polymerase II-specific. The transcript has 9 exons.
UCUCUCAAAGACAGCUCUAUCUAAAAAAGGGUGUGUGGCUAAGGUUUGAAAACGUUCUCAUGCUUUCUGAGAGCUGAAAACAACCAAAGGAGCACCUUAGCAUGGGAUCCACCUGACUGUGAGUGGCACACCUGACAUUGACCUAAACCCACACCAUCAAACCAGCACCUGACUGACUGCCUGCCACUGGAUCACAUCUGGAUGCUGACUUGGGUGCGACAUGUCCAGGGACUCAACUUCAAGCUUUCCCCCUAGCUGCAACCAGACCCCAGACACAUCCCAGGCUAACCCACACACCAGCGAACGUGUGGGAGCUUCCUGCCAGCAGAUGGCACAGUCAGAGUGUGAAGAGAGCAGAGCGGCCUACUUCCCCAAGCUAGAGAACACCCCCUUCAGUCGAAGGAACACAGCAGUGGACACCUGCAGGAGACACAGCGUAGAUGGAGCCACCACUGGAUCUGGAUCGUAUCAAAGGUCAGGGCGGGGGUCAGACCAGUCUGGCCGUUUCCACCCCUACCGCCGACAGUACAGCGAUGGAGGGUCUGCUGGAUGCGUGGCCCCCAGCUCCCAUCCCUUCAUAUGCCUUAAUGGUUUCUCGGAAACAUACACGGGCAGCAGCCACCAAGGGGAACAGCCACCCUGGGAGACGUACAGUGGCCUCCAGGUGAACAGACUAAUGGACUCCCAGCACACAUUCCCAGAACCACCAGGUGCACCAGAGGAGCCUUCAUGCUUCCUGUCUUCCAGCCAUGCCACCUACAAUCCGCUAGCUCCCCUGCAGCAGUUUUCACCAGGUACAUACUCCGCAAGUAGACAAUCAAACAAUUCACCAUACUCUCUCCAGGGCCUGUCCACACCACCUCUCCAAGACAGUCCUGUGACAUCCCUCUUCCCAAAACCUGUGUACUCCUACAGCAUUCUCAUCUUUAUGGCCUUGAGAAACAGCAAGACUGGAAGUCUGCCUGUAAGUGAGAUCUACAGCUUCAUGACCGAAAACUUCCCCUAUUUUAAGACGGCCCCUGACGGAUGGAAGAACUCCGUUCGUCAUAACCUGUCUCUGAACAAGUGCUUUGAGAAAGUGGAGAACAAGAGUGGAAACUCCUCCCGAAAGGGCUGCCUUUGGGCGCUGAACCCAGCCAAGGUGGAGAAGAUGCAGGAGGAACUGCACAAGUGGCGCCGCAAAGAUCCGUUGACAGUCCGCAAGAGCAUGGCCCGACCAGAAGAUCUGGACCGUCUACUGGGAGAGAAACCAAAUAAACUCAAGUCCAAAUCCAUCUUCCACAGCCAAAACUCAACAUCCCGACCCUCAUCUCAUUUCACCCAUUCUACAUCAUCUUUCCCCCUGCCCCAGCCUUGCCUGCCUCCCCCAUGCCCCUUACACUCCCAAGUCCCCUCUCCCUCCCUGACGACCGGGCAGCAUCCCCAAGGCUACCUGCCAACCUCUGCUCCACACCCCUUCCCCUUCUAUGCUUCCUGUGGGCAGCAGCCAUCCUCAGGAGUCCCCUCAACCACAGGUAGCCUGGACUCCCCUCUGGUGGGACAGAUGCAUCAGGGCUACAGCACCAACCUGCAGGUGGACUUUGGCAUGGGCCCCAAAAGCAUGCAGGAACUGCUGAUGGAUGGGGACACUAGUAACGACAUUGACAUGCUCAACCCUAGUCUGACAGACCUGCAGAUUCAUGGUAACUUGUGGGAGCAUCUGAGAGAGGACAGUCUGGCCCCUGAUUCGCUGGUGGUCAUUACUUCUACCUCCCCCAUCUCUGCCUUUCCUUCCUACCUUCUUCAGGCCUCCAGCCUUCCGUCUGCUAAUCAUUCAUCUGAGGUCAUUGCCAUUGGUCGAGGUAAUCCACACGAGGAAAAGAACAUAGGUCUUGGAGGUGACCCAGACCACCAAAUGAAUGGAUUGUACACCACUGCUUUCCCAGUUGUGGAAAACCUGGCUUUGUAUUGCACUUCCACAGGGACCACCCCUAUACCCCUACUCUGAACCCAGGAAAUGGUGCUUCU